AUGUCGAAACCAGAAGCGAAUUUUGGGGAAGAGAAAAAGAAUGGAGUGUACCACUUCAUCCAAGAAUUGAUCCAAGAAGGAAAGUAUGCAUGGUUCGUUAAUCAGGAGGGUCGGUUCCGUAUCAAAUGGGAGAUUGCUGUAGAACGUUAUAUAGAGUACAGAGCGAAGAACCCCAAGUUUGACCUGAGCAUCGAUCGGGGAAAGGCCAGCAACAGCUUUAGAGAGUCUCUUCUUCGUCGCUAUUCUGAUGAUGCAGAUAGAGCAAAAGAGUACGAAGAAUGCCAAACGGAAUCUUCAUCAGAAGACCGAAGUGACUCAGGUUUUGAAACAUGCAACAUUGUUCAAGCAGCACAAGAUCAUGACAUCAAAGGAAAAACCACAACUUUUGAAGCUGAGCACAAGGAAUGCAUCCGCGUGUUGUCAUACACAAAUGCAAGCGGUCAGGUUUAUGUCCACCUGUACGUAUUUUGUGACAAGAACAGUAUACCAGAAGAGUUAAAAGAAGCUGCUCAAGAGUUCUUCGGGGAGACGGGUGUUGAACUCAGAUGGACUAAUCUGUAUAAUUACGCGUCUAAUAUACCAAAUAUUGUCUCAAAAGAUUUCAAACAACUAGAAGUAUCCCAGGCUAAUGUUAUUAGUAAAAUAAUUAACAAAAAUCUGCCCGUAUUCUCCAAGCACCGUAACAUCACUGCAAUCCAGUCCUCUUUGAAGGUUACAAAUUCAAAGCAAACAAACUAUCCUUGCAUCAGAGUUUAUGUUCUUGGCAAAGGAUGCAUUCCCAUUGGCGAAUCGGAAAUCCCAAACGCAGUUGAGAAUUUUCCCGUAGACAUCGUGGACGGAUUUUGGUUGGAAACGUUAGACAUCCCCAAGCCCCUCACGGCACAUGAGCAGGAGAAAUGUCUUCGUUUAGGAGCAAGCAUAGGAGUUAGAGGGACAAAAACUGCUGGGACCUUAGGAGCCAUUGUAAAAGAUGACAGCAGUUUUUAUCUACUCUCCUGUGAUCAUGUGAUCAACCAUGAAUGGGAGAGAGAGAUAAUACAUCCUGGAGGGAGCCAUUACUUGAACUCUUUAAAAUACCACCUGAUUGACUACCAAAACUGUAUAAAUCGUAUCAUUCAACCAGAAAAUCGUUUGAAGCACGACAAUCUAAUGCCAGAAAGUAUUUUUGAACACCUGAAAAACAAAGUAGAUUCGUUUUAUAACGCUGCAGAUGUUCCACGGCAUCCGGAGUUAGAAGAGUGCAAGAGGAAAUUAGACAAACUUUUCUCGGAGAAACCAAGAACUGUAGCAUACUAUACAAAAGGUGUUCGCCAGAACAUGAAGUUUCCGGACGGAUCAGAAUGUUUCAUUGAUGCUGCAAUUGCUGAGUUGACCGAUGAAGAAGUAGAGGCUCUAAAAGAACAAGGAUGUGUCAAAAUUAUUGACACAACAAAUUAUCCAGAUGGCAAUGUCUCGAGGGAUGGGUCACGAAAUCGUGCGAGGGAAUGGUGUAAAAGUGGCAGCUCCACUGGAUAUACUACUCUGGAAAGUAAUUUGUACCUUGAAAAAAUGUUUUUAAAGACCGCCGAACAUGAAAGGCCAUUGUUCUUUCCAGGAAACCUCGAACCUCCUGAAACGUACGUAGGUGACGAUGCGUGGCGUAUAAACUGCAUGUGCUUUCCACACAACCAGAAUGUAUUCUCUAACGUGGGAGAUUCGGGAGCAGUCAUUUUUGAAAAAUCUGUAGUACAGCCUCAGGCGAUGUCAGGAUUUGGCAUUGUCCUUGGAGUUUUUUUUUCCGAGGCUGGGUGUGGUACCGUAGCCGCACCAUUACUUGGUGCUCUCGACCUACUCUCCGAAAAGUUGGGUCGCAGAUUGACACUAGUUUCUACAUUUUAGAUCCCUCCCAGUAACAUGGACGAUUACUGAUCCAUUUUACCCUGACCGCAAGGAUUUCAUUGAAACUCUAACAUGAUAGCUAUGAUUCAUUCCUUUCACGUAAAUGCAGGCAUAGUUUAGGGUCAGAGUGAAAUCAUUUCUCAGCUACAGUUUUAAAGAACUUAUCUCAGACUUUGACAUUCCAUGAUUAACAAUCCCUCAGCUCUGUUACUACGCGAGAUUUGAUAAGUUUAAAAAACUUCGAUCCACCUUACGCUUUGCGUGCAUUAUCCAUAACUUCGUAGACCACGAAAACCCGACGUCUUGCAAUUGUCUUCUUCACACGUUAUUCUAUAUCGUCUCUACGUGGAACGACAAGGUGGUCAUACUUGAACAAGAAGACACCUUUAUUUCGGGAUUUGUCUGCCUAAUCAACGCUAUAUUGCAACAGAACUGAGCGACUGAAAUUUUCUUUGUCAACGACCUCGCCAAUAAGACUGAGAAAUUCCACGACAAAAAAUGCCAUACGUCAAAGAAUAGCUUUGAUGUACCUGCGUCUAAAGAAACGCAGCUUAGUCACCUGUCAACCUCGAAACGAAAAUAAACAACCCUACAUCGCGACAGAACUGAGCUAGUGAAAUUUUCUAUGUUAAUGACCUCGCCAAUAAGACUGAGAAAUUCCACAGCAAAAACUGCCAUAUGUCAAAGAAUAGCUUUGAUGUACCUGUGCCUUACGAAACGCAACUUUCUGCUUGUUCUGAAUUUGACAAUACCGUAAGAAGUUGAACGAAAUAGCAAACCUUAUUUCGAUUGAAGAAAGGUUAGUUUUGCACAGGUUUGCCUACUUGAGGACUAUGCUGUUGAAUUUGAAUAUUUUCUUCUAAUAAAAAACAGAUAUGCGUAUAAUUUUAGAUAAUUCCGUACGAUUUCAGAAAGUUAAAAAAACUCAUGUAUACUCAUAUACUCUGCGU
Molecule: messenger RNA, 2828 nt
Organism: Pocillopora verrucosa
Lineage: Eukaryota; Metazoa; Cnidaria; Anthozoa; Scleractinia; Pocilloporidae
Source: RefSeq, a predicted model, not a curated record